UUACAGGCGAGCUGUAUGUCGAGGACUUAGGUGAAAGGCGAAUGGUAUCGAUUAGGAUGGGCUGGCUAUGGGUAGAAGGAACACCAAUGAGACUUGCACUGAGGGCACUGAACCUUCGUCAAGCAUCGCCUGGAAUAUGUCAACCACAUGCACUCGCACUUGGGUUUACGUUGAGUAAUUCUAAAGGCGAUCAUCUUGCUACUUUUUGGGCAGACACAGAACCAGCCUACUGGUCAUGGGUGCGUGCCAUAGCCUCGGAACUGGUCCGUCAGACGCCAUUUCGUGCCCAGCGUUGUCUCAACUUCCUCGAAAUCCUGAUGAUCUGCCCAAGAGGCCAAAUCACCCUUCCGGAGUCACCACCAGAGUCACGUCGUCGCUCUAGAAGCGAGUUGCGCUGCUGGAUAGGCAACGACUCUCCCCUAGACAAGGACCUGAGCAUCAGAUCUAACAUCCUAAUCGAGGACAAUCGUCGACGAGCGCGAAGCGAAUUACGCUGCUGGUCCAGCAGUAAUUCCAGCGACGAGGACGCGAUAAUAAUAAACGAGUACCGACCCCCACCACUCUCGAUUCUUCCGAAGAUUCCCCCCACCCGAGUCUGGGGCUGCAGUGAGAGUAGUGAGGGAAGCGACGAUAGCCUACCCUGGGCUACUAUUACCCCCACUUCUACGCUAUCCUCGACCCCCACUCCGAUUCUGACGUCACCUAUUCCCCUUCCAGAGGCUCCGACAAGGGAGCAGCGCAUUCAGAGGUAUAAAGAGGCCAGACGUCGCGAAAAUGAAGCACGGAGUCGUCGAGUUCUUGAGGAAGACGCGAGAAAACGACGCGCUAAAUUAGAGGAAAAUAAUAAUUGCCAUGAUUUUAAUAAGUACUCGUUAAUUAGAUUUAGGAGGUCUAAUUCGAGAUCUAAUUCUAAUGAGGAGGAUCUAAUUAAAUCUAUUGAUGUUGUCGACUCUAAUAAUUCUAAUAAUUAUUUAAAUUUUAAUAAUUCGAAUAAUUCUUCUAAUAAUUCUAAUAAUUAUUUAAACUCUUCUAAUAAUUCUAAUAAUUAUUUAAAUUCUUCUAAUAAUUCUAAUAAUUUGAGGCUACCACCUAUAAAACCAGAAAAAUUAGAUCUUAAAGUAUUAGAAGAUACGCGGAAUAAUAAUAGAAAAAAUUCCGAUGAAAUUAAACAAACAAAAUUAGAUAUUGGAGAACGACGAAGUCGAGCCCGAGAAAGAAGAACGGUAAGAUCUGAUUCCAAUUGCAAGCUAAUGGAAACUAAUGGCAAGGACCGGUGUGUAAUUGGAUCUCGAAUUCCAAUAUCAUUAGAUCUUAAAGUAAUCGGAUCUAGUAUUGGAAUUGAAAGGAGGUCUCCAGUAACCAAAAGUGAAGUUCUAAUUAAAGAGAUUCCAAUUAGUCCAAUUCAGGUGGCAGGAUCUAAUAAUACUUCAUUGACCGGAAAGAAGAGUCCUUGUGAAGAAGACGUUGCUAAGUUAUUAGCGAGAUGUCAGAGGGUCGAUCAUUAUGUGCCGGUAAAGGAGAAAUUGACGUUAUUUGAGUCGCUUUCGAGAAUGGGAGGGAGGUUAGCGAGAAGUACUGAGGAUUUGGGACGAACUUCGGCGCAGCCUAGUCCCAAGGGCAAGCAGAGGGCAAGAUCGCUGCAUGAUUUGAACAGAGGCGUCAAGACUGUUCCGGUGAGGGAGAUGUGUCGGUUGUUUGAGGGGGAAAAAGAGGGGAAGAGUGUGGAGGUGAGGGCGAAAAGUGAGGCGCCGUGUGUGAGGGCUAGUACUAGGAGAAAACAAUAUGGGAAGUAA
Molecule: messenger RNA, 1793 nt
Organism: Cotesia congregata
Lineage: Eukaryota; Metazoa; Arthropoda; Insecta; Hymenoptera; Braconidae
Source: the annotation of a GenBank genome assembly